UCUGAGCGGCGUGACGUCGUGAUGUCGGCGCAGGUCUCGCGGUGUUUGGUGAGCGGAGGGGGGCGGGGUGCAGCAGGAGGGAGCAGAGAUGUUUGGAGGCUUUUUUUUAUAUAAAAUUAUUUAUUUAAAUAAAAAUGGCCGCCGUGCGGAGCGGAGAGGACAGACUGGAGGAGGGUCAAGAGGGGGAGGAGGGACCUGUCUACCCCCAGCCCCCCACCAGAGAGAGAGAAAGGUCCCACACCAAGACCAAGAAGGCCCGCAGGGAGUGUCGCCAUGCCGACAGGGGGGCUGAGACCACAUCGUUAGGCACGCCUUCAACAGCUGGGCUGCAGCCACAGAUGGGUGCGGAGUCACAGACCGAGGUGUUGGAGCCGGUGGCAGGUCCCUCAGAGCCGGGGUCAGCACCAGGGUCCGAAUCUGCGGCUGGCAGUGAAUCUGCAGGUUCUCCGAGGCAGCGGCGCUCUAUCAUCCGGGACCGUGGGCCACUGUACGACGACCCAUCACUGCCUGAUGGCUGGACUCGCAAACUCAAACAGAGGAAGUCUGGACGCUCCGCGGGGAAGUUUGAUGUCUACCUGAUUAACUCAGAGGGAAAAGCAUUUCGCUCCAAAGUGGAACUUAUUGCCUACUUCCAGAAGGUCGGUGAUACUACCACUGACCCCAACGAUUUUGAUUUCACGGUCACCGGUCGUGGAAGCCCCUCCCGCCGCGAGAAACGCCCCCCAAAAAAACCCAAGGUGGUAAAACCGUCGGGACGAGGUCGUGGGCGACCCAAAGGCAGUGGAAAAAUGAGGCAGGCUACAGAGGGUGUGGCCAUGAAGCGUGUGGUUGAAAAAACACCGGGCAAACUGCUGGUCAAGAUGCCCUUCAGUAAGGCAGAGUCCUCUACUGGCACCACCUCCACUGCCUCAAAGGUGGUGUCUCCUGCUAUAGUGCCCAAGUCCCGUCCUGGAAGAAAAAGGAAAUCAGAACAGGAACUUCCACCCCCACCACAGACUGCCCCCAAGAAACGGGGUAGGAAACCUGCCUCAGCUCCAGCAGCAGCAACAGUGGCCAUAGCAUCCACCUCCUCUGUACCCACAGCAGCUAGCUCAACAGCUGGGAGCUACACUGCAGCUGCCAUCUUAGUUGCUGAGGCCAAACGGAGAGCAGCCAAGGAGUCCUCCACCAGACCUGUCGUCCAGGAAACAGCUCUGCCAAUCAAAAAACGCAAAACAAGAGAGACACUGGAGGAGAGGGAGACUGUUCAGACUCCAGUGGCUACGACAACGGAAACUGUAAGGAGGGAUACUACAGAGGGGGAGGGCGGUACAGGAGAAGGGGCUCAAACCUCAGAGACUCAGCCCACCCCCCCUGAGCAGAGCCAGUCACAACUACCGAUGUCAACUGCUUCAGAUGAAAGCCAAUCACAUGGACACAAGACACAUAAAGGGCGGAAGCACAAGGAGAAAACAGGAGCAGCAGCAGGAGAUGAAGGAAGCAGAAAAGAUGAAGUGGGUGAAGAUGUAGGUGAUAAAGGAGGAGAGGGAGCAGGAAGGAGUAGCAGCAGCAGUAGUAGCAUUAGUCCAUCAAAAACCCAUAAAAAGAAGGACCGACCUCACAAACACCACCAUCAUCAUCACCACCAUCAUCAUCAUCGCCACCAACAGUCCUCUGCCUCCACAUUAAAUCAGCCUCCGCCUCCUGCAGCCCCUGGACAUCCAGCACCCUCCAGUCAGUCAAGACCUGAAGUCGAGCCCCAGACUUUGCCUCUUAUCACCACCCAACAAUUGCAGCACACCCAGCAAGCUCCUUCCAGACCACAGUCCAAAUCUUUGCCUCAGGCCUUGCCUGGACCUCAGCAUCCUCCUCCUCAAACACACCACCAAGUCCAACCCUCUCACCAACAAGAUCCUCAGUCACCCAGUAAGCUCCUAGCCCAGCCUCCAUACCCUGCACCCCAGUCAUCUCCUACCAGGCAUGUCCUGCACCAGUCACGGUCCCAACAACCCCCACUUCAAACCCAUAGUCAGCCCCAGGUGUCUCCCAAAAAAGCCCAGUCACAGUCUAGCCACUCCCCAGCCCAGCAACGAACCCAGCUUCAGACUCAGCAACCUCCAACUCAGUCACUCCCUACUCAGUCCUCAUCCAUUCUGCAUGUUCAUCCGCCCCAAACAAGGCAUCCACUUCCAGAAAGUCAGUCCCCAACAGCACCCCAACCUCAAACCCUACCCAGACAACCGUCUCAACCCCAGAACCAGCUCGGACAGCAAUCUCAAUCCCAGUCCCGGCACUCAUUUGAGUCUCAACUUCAACUCCAGUCAAGGACCCCAACCCAACUUCAGACUCAAUCCCAGUCCAGAACCCUAACCCAAAUUCAGACUCAAUCGCAGUCCAGAACCCUAACCCAACUUCAGACUCAAUCCCAGUCCAGAACCCCAACCCAACUUCAGACUCAAUCCCAGUCCAGAACCCCAAUCCAAACUCAGCCUCGACUGCAGCUCAGAAGCCCAACCCUAAUGCAGCCUCAAAUCCAGUCCAGAACCCCAACCCAAACUCAGCCUCAACACCAGUCCCGGACCUCAAUGCAAACACAGUCUCAACACCAGUCCAGGAGCCCCCAAUUUCAAUCUCACCUGCAACCCAGGCAUCAAGAGCAGCCCCAACUGCAGACAAGGCUCCCUUCGCAUGACCAACUCCAGACUCAAUACAGACCACAACCCAGACAGUUUCUCUCGCAGUCUAGGCCAGCCCAGUCCCAAGCACAACCACGCGUUCAGCAGAUUCAAACACAGCAGAAUCCCCAGUCCCACCCUCAGCUCACUAGACCCCAUGUGCAGCACCUCUCCUCCCAGCGUCCAUCUCCCAGCCUAACCAGGACCAACCUGGUUCCUGCUCAACAGAACCAGAGUGAACAGCCCCAAGACCUGAGCACCACACGGCCUGCUCGAGGAAGUCUGCUGCAGAGCCGAGAGGUCAGCAUGGAAGACAUAAGGGCAGAGGGAAGAGUGGAGCCGGCCACGACAUCAGAAAGCAGAGAGGUUGUAGGAGGGGACAGAGGGUCAAACAGCACCUCCAGACCACCCAGCUCCAUGACUGCUGGACCUCCCGGAGUAGCUGGGGCUGUUGUUGUCCCAGGGUCAGAUGGUAGAGCCAGGCUCCAGGCAGAGCCAGAGGCAGCAGGUGAGAGCAGGGAGCUCAGAGACAUUGUCCCUCAGUCCGCAGUCCCAUGCCCUAGCCGGGAGGAAACUGUAGAGUCACGGACUGCCGUCAGCGAAAGAGUCAGCUGAUUGGUCAGGCCGAUGAACAGGCUGACUGAUUAGCAGACUAGUGGACUGUGUCAGCACCAGGAGGAAGAAGAGAUUCAUGGAGGUUGAAUGUUUUUACACUGUUUGCAGAUUGAAGGAUAGCGUCGCACAGAGCUGAUGGAACUGUCGCAGCUUCUGCUCGGUAUGAUCGGAGAUCCGUAUGGAGACAGUAAAGUUCUGGAUUAGAGAACCGACCUGGACAGACGGAGGAGAGAUAGUGUCUUUUUCUAGGAAAAACAAACAAAAAGGAAAAAACGAUAAAAAGUGUGUGUGUAUAGAUAAUCAAAAGGCAGCUGUUGUGUCCCGCUAGUCUCCUUGGGGAGGGGGAAGUAGUUUGGAACUAAAAACCAACGCUUAACAACACAUUACUCUGAACGAAACUUUGCUUCCAGAAUAUAACCAUUUUUUUUAUUUCGUAUUUUGAUAGUUAAUUGUUUUGUCUCUGUUAUACAGCUUUAAACUGAUAUUAUUGACUGACAGUCCCUUAUUUAAAGUCCUGCUAUUGACUGACGGUCCCUUACUGAAACUAGUCCUUGACUGAAAGCCUCAGAGGUGAUGUGGGGCAACGGUUUGCACCUUAAACUGGUUUCUUGAAAUCUCACAUUUGUUUUCCUCCCUGUUUUCCAUUAAUCCCACAAUAAACAAAAAGGGGGGGUUCAGUAAUUUCUUCCAUCCUCAUCCACACUGCCCCCUACAGGUAGCCAGUCUGGUGUACGAGUAUUUAUAAUGAAUUCAUGACUACACAGACCUCAUUCUGAACAGUGUUAGUGAUCAUCGUUUGAAAUAAUUGAGCAACUUGAGGAAUUCUUGAUUCGUCUGAUCAGACACUGAAACAGCCUCAAAUACAGAUGAGUCAGUUGUUUGAUUUAAAGAAGACGUAAAUACUCCUCCGUUGUUUUGCAAGUAUUUCAAACGUUCUUCCAGUUUAGAGAUUCUUCCGAUUUCUGGUCUUCAUUGAAUAUGUUCUGGUCUUUUCAUUUCCAAAGGAAGCGUUUUAAUAUCAAACCAAAUCCACUAUUACAGUAGCUUUAUUUUAGUUUGUAUUCUUAAUGAACGAGUGGGAAAUGGACUCCUCAUUUAUCGUUUCUUUGUGUUGAACAUCUGGAACAGUUUGUACAAUCAACCGUCUGCGUGUCACUCGUAGACUCUGCAGGCCUUCAACUGGAGAAACACGUACGCAGAGGGCGACCUCGCAGAGGUUUGACUGUCGGCCAUGUUGGUGAUGUUGGUGUAAACUAAAGAAAAACCCUGAAGGAGGUGUGACGCAGCUUCACAAAACUACUCAUCGACCAGAAAACUAGCUUUGAGUCUGUAAGUCCAGAUUUGAGAGUGAAUCAGGAUUGUUUGGUGGAGUAUUUAAAACUCCAGUGGCUUUAAAGCUGGUAAACGAUGACACCUCAGCUGUGAGGCAAAUGUUGUUAGCAGUAGACAGAGAAGCAUUAGGAGAGCAUCUGCCUUGACCAGUUGGAGUAAGAUGAGGGAAAUGAGGGAGAGAGGAGAGGUGGGCGAGAGGGGGAGAAAGAAAAAGAGAGAAACCAAUACCCCAACUGAACUUACAGACUCUGUUACCAUUCUUCAUCCCCAGCACUUUAACAAACGCAGCUUCACCCUUAUUAAAUAAAUGUCCCUCGUUCUUUAAAGUCCUCGUUCGCUCACCUUCAUGAUGACAUCAUACAGGUGAUGUUUAUCUUGGCCUGAGGCUCCUCCCCUCUGCAUACGUGGUGCUCCACUGUGUAUGACUCGCUUCACAGGACUCGACCCGGCACAACCACAGUAACCAGCCACCAUGUUGCAUGUUCCAGAGUUUAGUGCCUAUAAUCUUGUGCGUCUUGCCAGAAGCCACCAUGUCAGCGAAGCCAUGUUGUGUUCUUAGACUUUAGUCGUGACGUGAGGUGACGUCAUAGUUGCUGAUGUUGAGGAUGAAUAUUCUGCUUCAGUGGAAACUGUAGAAAAUCUAGUUUUUACCUGUUUUCUUAUUUUUCUUUAACUAAAGCAUUUGUGUCCCUAA
Molecule: messenger RNA, 5295 nt
Organism: Hippoglossus stenolepis (Pacific halibut)
Lineage: Eukaryota; Metazoa; Chordata; Actinopteri; Pleuronectiformes; Pleuronectidae
Gene: mecp2
Product: methyl CpG binding protein 2
Exons: 6
Coding region: 135-3269 (1044 amino acids)
Biological process (GO): negative regulation of transcription by RNA polymerase II
Cellular component (GO): heterochromatin; nucleus
Molecular function (GO): double-stranded methylated DNA binding; chromatin binding; methyl-CpG binding
Source: RefSeq, a predicted model, not a curated record